AUGUCCAUUUCAUGGGUCUUCCUUAUCUUAUUCGGUGAAGCCGGUAUCUCAUCGCUGGGACGUUUAGACGUUCUUGUAGAAGAGGAAAUACUGUGUUCAGGUAUCGAGUCAAGAGAAGAGGAAGUACUGUAUCCGGGUUUCGAGCUGCGCGACGUCGAUGCCAUUACUGAAGGGCUGUGGGUAUCGGUAGCCGCCUCAGUCCGGACUUCUCAUUGGCGACCACUAUACCACCUUCCACUCGCUGCGGUCGCCCAGGUCGUAUGCACACUACUCGUCGGACACAAGGCAGUCAGCCCCGGCAAGGCAUUCGUUAGCCGCUUCAAGGCACCCUCUUCGUUCCUCGACAAAGCCAAGGCAUGGCGACCUCGAGCACUCGGCGACAUCCAGGCAGGAUCCGCCAACGACCAAGAUGCUUCGAACAACCCGCAGGCAGCGGACUCCGACAUCGACGACUCAACCACCCAGGCAGGGCAGAGCACGGUCAUCGCGACCACUCACCACCCCUCGAUGCAGGCAGCGUCGAGGGACCCCAGAGAGUAG
Laetiporus sulphureus 93-53 is the source of this 540-nucleotide messenger RNA. RefSeq lists its product as uncharacterized. Bases 1 to 540 code for a protein of 179 amino acids. Lineage: Eukaryota; Fungi; Basidiomycota; Agaricomycetes; Polyporales; Laetiporaceae. The record is from RefSeq and is a predicted model, not a curated record. The transcript has 2 exons.